Molecule: messenger RNA, 6933 nt
Organism: Emys orbicularis (European pond turtle)
Lineage: Eukaryota; Metazoa; Chordata; Testudines; Emydidae
Gene: PTPRQ
Product: protein tyrosine phosphatase receptor type Q
Exons: 45
Coding region: 1-6933 (2310 amino acids)
Biological process (GO): peptidyl-tyrosine dephosphorylation involved in inactivation of protein kinase activity
Cellular component (GO): signaling receptor complex
Molecular function (GO): protein binding; protein tyrosine phosphatase activity
Source: RefSeq, a predicted model, not a curated record
AUGACGUUUCUGGUUCUUUUGCUUUUGUUUUUAAUUGGAACUGCAGAGACACAGGCUGAUUUUUCUAGCGUUACUCCUGGAACAACAUAUAAUGUGACAGUUUCUUCAGUUUCUUCUUCAGCAUACAGUUCACCAGUCAGUAGAACAGUGACAACUAAUGUAACCUAUCCAGGACCCCCGGUGUUCCUUGCCGGUGAAAAAGUAGGAUCUGCAGGAAUUCUGCUCUCUUGGAAUGUACCACCACAUCCAAAUGGGAGGAUUAUAUCCUAUAUUGUUAAAUAUAAGGAGGUCUGCCCAUGGAUGCAAACAACUUAUACCCAAGUAACAACAAAACCAGAUAAUUUGGAAGUUCUUCUCACCAAUCUUAACCCUGGAACAACUUAUGAAAUUAAGGUUGCUGCUGAGAACAGUGCUGGCAUUGGAGUAUUUAGUGAUCCUUUUCUCUUUCAAACUGCAGAAAGUGCUCCAGGUAAAGUGGUGAAUCUCACAGUUGAGGCGUUAAAUUAUUCAGCUGUAAAUCUGAUCUGGUUUCUGCCUCAACAACCAAAUGGAAAGAUAACCAGUUUCAAGAUUAGUGUGAAACAUGCAAGAAGUGGAAUUGUAGUGAAAGAUGUUUCUGUUAAAGUGGAGGACAUUCUAUCUGGGAGGCUACCAGAAUGUAAUGAAAACAGUGAAUCAUUUUUGUGGAGUACUACCACCCCUUCAACUACUUUUGGCAAAUCUACAUUUCCUUCACGGGCUAUGUUUACACCAAGUACAGUAGCACCAAGUCAAAUGAGCUCUGUCUGGAAUGAACCUAUUAGUUUUGUUGUGACUCAUCUUAGACCAUACACCACUUAUCUUUUUGAAGUCUCUGCCGUUACCACUGAAGCAGGUUAUAUUGACAGCACAAUUGUCAGGACACCAGAAGCAGUUCCAGAAGAUCCACCCCAGAAUUUUGCCAAAGGCAACAUUACCGGAAAGUCCUUCUCAGUGUCUUGGGACCCACCAACCAUAAUAACAGGAAAGUUUAGUUACAGAGUUGAGUUAUAUGGACCGUCUGGUUAUAUUCUAGAUAACAGCACAAAAGAUCUCAAGUUCACAUUUAGUAAUCUAACACCAUUUGCAACCUAUGAUGUGUAUGUUGCUGCUGAGACAAGUGCCGGGAUGGGGCCUAAAUCUAAUUUAACAGUUUUCACUCCUCCAGAAGUUCCAAGUGCUGUAUCUGAUUUACAACUAGCAGAAGUAGAAGCCACUCUCAUAAGAAUUGCUUGGAGGAAACCAGAACAACCAAAUGGAAUCAUUACUCAAUAUAGGGUUAAAGUGUUAGCUCAGGACACAGGAGUGACUGUGGAAAACACAAUUCUCACAGGGAAAGUUAAGCAUUCGAUGGAUUCUGUGGGUCCAGACAUGUUAAAUGAAAAUAUCCAAUCUACUUUCACUUGGGAUACAGUAGAAACAGCCACUGGAUUAUAUGAAGGCUCAGCUGAGAUGUUUCCCAUGAUACAAACAGUUUCUUCACUUCAGCUUAGACUUUGGAAAAAUAAUUUAAUUUUACAAAUGGAUAACAAAGUUUUUUUCCUUUUAACCACAGAUAACCAGUAUGUCAUCAUUUCAUCUGAACAGCUGUCAUAUACAGUAAAAGGACUUAUACCUUUCACAGAAUAUACAAUCAGUGUAUCUGCUUUUACCAUUAUUGGAGAAGGGCCUCCAGCUGUUCUCACCGUUAGCACACGUGAACAAGUUCCAAGCUCAGUGCAAAAUAUUUAUUAUAAAAAUAUUAGCUCAUCAUCUGUUUUGCUGUAUUGGGAUCCUCCAGCAAAUCCUAAUGGAAAAAUCACUCAUUAUACAAUUUAUGCAAUGGAACUGGACACAAAGAGAGCAUUUCACAUGACAACUGCGAACAAUAGCUUCCUUAUAACAGGUCUGAAAAAGUAUACAAAUUAUAAAAUGAGAGUAGCAGCUUCCACCACAGUGGGAGAAAGUGCUCUGUCUGAAGAGAACGAUAUUUUUGUGAGAACACCUGAAGAUGAACCAGGCUCCCCACCCCAGAAUGUAGAGGUAUUAAAUGUAACUGCAACAGGAAUAUACUUGAGAUGGUCACCACCAGAGCAACCUAAUGGGAUCAUAACUCGUUAUGAAGUUCUGUACAAUUAUGCCAAUGACUUAUUUAUUAAAAAUACCUCAGCUACAAGUAUUUUUUUAAAUGGCAUGAAACCAUACACUCUCUACAACAUUUCCGUAAGGGCUUUCACUAGACUUGGCCAUGGGAAUCACUCAUCAUUUCCACUGUCUGUCAGAACUUCUGAAACUGUUCCUGAUAGUGCACCAGAAAACAUAACCUACAAGAACAUCUCAUCUACAGAAGUAGAGUUAUCAUUUUUUCCACCAUCUGUUCCCAAUGGGAUUAUACAGAAGUACACUGUAUAUCUCAGGAGGAUUAAUGGAACUGAGCUAAGAAUCAUAAACACUACUCUUCUGACGAUAAGUAUUACAGGUUUAAAGAAAUAUACCAAAUAUACAGCGGAGGUGUCUGCAAGCACUAGCAAGGGUGAAGGGGUUCGUAGUGCACCUCUAAACAUACUGACUAAUGAAGAUGCUCCUAGUUCACCUCCACAAUCCCUCUCGGUAAAACAGUUGUCGGGUGUCACUGUGAAGUUGUCAUGGAAACAACCACUGGAGCCAAAUGGAAUUAUCCUCUAUUACACAGUUUAUGUCUGGAAUACAAUGUCAAAAAGAAGUGUUAAUGUAACAGAAACAUCACUGAUGUUCACAGACCUAGAAAAUAACAAUGAAUACAAAGUUUAUAUAACAACAAGUACCAGAUUUGGGGAUGGAAACAUAAAAAGUAGCAUUAUAAGCUUCAGAACUUCUGAAGGAGCACCAAGUGAUCCACCAAAAGAUGUCAUGUACAGAAACCUCACUGCAUCAUCAAUAAUGGUUUUCUGGUCCCCUCCUCAAAGGCCUAAUGGGAUUAUACAAUAUUAUUCAGUUUAUUACAAAAAUAAUUCAGGAAUUUUUAUGAAGAAUUUCACCAGCCAAGACAUUGACAGUGGUGUUGACAAUAAAUCUCUGUCUGCAGUAUUAGACAAUUUGGCAAAAUGCAGCUACUAUACUGUGUGGUUAACUGCAGACACUGCCUUUGGAAAUGGAAACAAGACCAGUGAGAUAAUACACGUAUAUACAGAUCAAGAUAUUCCAGAUGGCCCUGUUGAAAGUCUGACAUAUCAAAAUGUUUCUUCAACUGCUAUACAUGUAAGCUGGCUUCCACCAUCCCAGCCAAAUGGUAUAGUCUUCUUCCUUGUUUCACUAAGUUUAUGGGAUACACAAACAGACAGUGAGAUAUUGUCUCUCAUUACUUACAAUACAAGCGUGGUUUUGGAUAAGCUGGAGAAGUACACCGAUUAUAUUCUGAAAAUCAUUCCAGCAACAGUGAAGGGAUCUUCUAAAAUGCACACUUUGAAACUACACAUCAAAACUGAAGAAGAUGUCCCUGAAUCUUCACCUGUAAUCAGAACGUAUAAGAAUCUUUCAUCUACCUCAGUUAUGUUGUCCUGGGAGCCUCCUCUCCAACCAAAUGGUAUCAUAAUGAGUUAUGAUUUAAAGUUAUAUGGACCAGAAAGGAAUGAUUCUUGGUCUACCUCCAAUAAUUCUAUCAUCCUAGAAGAUCUUUUACCAUUUACACUGUAUAGUAUUUUUGCUGCUGCAAGAACUAUCAGAGGACUUGGUCCCUAUGCUACGCUUAACUUUUACACGGAUGAGUCAGUGCCAUUAGCACCUCCUCAGGAUUUGGCUAUUUUCAACUAUACUGCCUACUCUGUGUGGCUAAAAUGGAGGCCAAGUCCUCAGCCAAAUGGUGCUAUUAAGAACUAUAGUUUCAAGAUUCAUGAAAACAAGAGUCAUACCAUAGUUUAUCAGAACGUUUCAGGUUCACAGAGUGACGCAAACCUUGUUGGAUUAGAGCCAUUCAGCACCUAUUUUAUCAGUGUCUCUGCUUUUACAAGAGUUGGAAAUGGCAAUCAGUUCAGUAACAUUGUCCAAUUCACAACAAAAGAAUCAGCUCCAGAUGUUGUCCAGAAUGUUCAGUGUACUGCAACAAGUUGGCAGUCGAUUCUAGUGCACUGGGAUCCACCUUCUAAGUCAAAUGGAGUGAUUACACAUUACAUCAUCAUAUUUGAAAGGAAUUCUACAAACAUUUCUGCUUAUGAUAAGGUGCAUACUUUCAGAGAUCUGCUAUCAAAUAUUUCUUACCGAUUUAAAAUAAAAGCUGCAACAUCUGCUGGUGAAGGAAAAGAACAGAUAUGCAAUGCCAGCACAUUUCCAGAAAAAGUCCCCAGUGCUCCCAGGGAUGUUGCUUUUUCCAACGUUCAAUCAACAAGUGUGAUUUUGAUAUGGAGAACCCCAGAUACUAUCCUUGGCUACUUUCAAAACUACAAGAUUACUACACAGCUACGGUCCAUCCACUGCAGUGACUGGGAAAACAAUGAAUGUAUUGAAUAUGAGAAGGAUCAAUAUUCGUAUGAAACUGGUGUUGAUGACUAUAUGGAGGAGAUAGUACAUGAACUAAAAAAAUUCAGAUGGUAUAGGUUUAAAGUUGCCGCUAGUACAAAUGCUGGCUAUGGCAACACUUCACCUUGGAUUUCUACACAAACUCUGCCUGGCUCUCCAGAUGGUCCUCCAGAAAAUGUAACUGUAGUAGUUACAUCUCCUCACAGUAUUAACAUCAGUUGGAGUGAACCUGACAUUAUUACUGGACCAACAUUCUACCUCAUAGACAUUACUUCAGUAGAUAGUGAUGAUUAUAAAGCUUCAUUCCUCAAGACAAAUUACGAGGGUAAAACCCUGGAAAUUUCAGAUUUAAAAUCAUUCACAAGAUAUUCUGUAGUAGUCACUGCUUUUACAGGAGAUGUAAAUGCUGCACGUAUUGAAGGCAAGUCUAGUACUUCAGUAAUUGUCUCCACAUUUGAGGCAGUGCCUAAAGACCCACCUAACAACGUAACAUUUCAGAAGAUACCAGAUGAAGUAACAAAAUUCCAAGUGACGUUUGUGCCAUCAUCUGAACCCAAUGGAAAUAUUCAAGUAUAUCAAGCCAUGAUUUACAAAGAAGAUGACCCUGCUGUUGUCCAGAUUCAUAAUCUAAGUGUCAUUGACAAAACAAAUAAAUCGGUCACUGCAGUGAUAGAGGGGCUAAAAGGAGGACAUACGUAUAAUGUCAUUGUGUAUGCAAUAAAUGGUGCUGGUGCAGGGCCAAAAAUCCAACUAAAAAUAACUAUGGAUAUUAAAGAACCACCAAGACCUAAUAAGAAACCAACACCAGUUUUUGAUACUAGCGGGACACUACUUGUUACUGCUACAACAAUUACUAUCAGAAUGCCAGUAUGCUACUAUAAUGAUGAUCAUGGACCUAUCAAGAAGAUACAAGUUCUUGUUGCAGAAGCAGGAGUUCAGCAUGAUGGAAAUGUUACUAAGUGGUAUGAUGCCUACUUCAAAAAACCCAGGCCAUAUUUUACAAAUGAAGGCUUUCCAAACCCACCCUGUACAGAAGGAAAGGAAGGACUGAGUGGCAAAGAAGAUAUGUAUGUUAUAGGUGCUGAUACUACAUGCAUGAUACCUGGGAGUGAAGAUAAAAUCUGCAACGGCCCCCUAAAACCAAGAAAGCAGUACUUAUUUAAGUUCAGAGCAACAAAUGUUAAAGGCCAGUUUACAGAUUCAGACUAUUCGGACCCUGUCAAAACUUUAGGUGAGGGACUGUCAGAAAGAGCUGUAGAAAUAAUACUUGCAGUUACUUUGUGUAUACUUUCCAUAAUUCUUCUUGUGGUGGCAAUCUAUGCUUUUGCAAGAAUCCGACAAAAGCAAAAAGAGGGAGGCACCUACUCCCCGCGGGAUGCAGAAAUUAUUGACACUAAAUUCAAGCUGGAUCAGUUGAUCACAGUGGCAGACCUGGAACUGAAGGAUGAGAGAUUUACUCGGUUACUUAGUUAUAGAAAAUCCAUCAAGCCAAUAAGCAAGAAAUCCUUCCUACAACAUGUUGAAGAACUUUGCACAGACAACAACCUAAAGUUUCAAGAAGAAUUUUCGGAACUUCCCAAGUUUCUUCAAGACCUUGCUUCAACUGAUGCUGAUCUGCCUUGGAACAGGUCUAAGAAUCGCUUUCCAAACAUAAAGCCAUAUAAUAACAACAGAGUAAAGCUGAUAGCUGAUGCUGGUAUUCCAGGAUCUGAUUACAUCAAUGCCAGCUAUGUGUCUGGCUAUUUGUGUCCAAAUGAGUUUAUUGCUACUCAGGGACCAUUACCAGGAACAGUGGGUGAUUUCUGGAGAAUGGUGUGGGAGACUAGAGCAAAAACGCUUGUGAUGCUUACGCAAUGUUUUGAAAAAGGACGGGUAAGAUGUCACCAAUACUGGCCAGAAGACAACAAACCAGUGACUGUGUUUGGAGAUAUAGUGAUUACCAAAUUAGUGGAAGAUAUUCACAUAGACUGGACUAUCAGGGAUCUAAAAAUUGAAAGGCAUGGGGAUUGUAUGAUGGUACGUCAGUGUAACUUUACUGCCUGGCCUGAACAUGGAGUCCCUGAAACUACAGCACCAUUAAUCCAUUUUGUCAAGCUGAUCCGUGCAAGUCGAGCACAUGAUAACACACCUAUGGUUGUUCACUGCAGUGCUGGAGUUGGAAGAACAGGGGUUUAUAUUGCACUUGAUCACUUAACACAACAUAUAAAUGAUCAUGAUUUUGUGGACAUGUAUGGACUUGUAGCUGAGCUGAGAAGUGAGAGAAUGUGUAUGGUACAGAACCUGGCACAAUAUAUUUUUUUGCAUCAGUGUGUUUUGGACCUAUUGACAAGCAAGGGAAGCAGUCAGUCCAUAUGUUUUGUAAAUUAUUCAGCACUGCAAAAGAUGGACUCUUUGGAUGCCAUGGAAGGUGAUGUGGAACUUGAAUGGGAAGAAACUACUAUGUAA